Molecule: messenger RNA, 2145 nt
Organism: Stegastes partitus (bicolor damselfish)
Lineage: Eukaryota; Metazoa; Chordata; Actinopteri; Pomacentridae
Gene: sox21b
Product: SRY-box transcription factor 21b
Exons: 2
Coding region: 243-989 (248 amino acids)
Biological process (GO): negative regulation of transcription by RNA polymerase II; positive regulation of transcription by RNA polymerase II; brain development
Cellular component (GO): nucleus
Molecular function (GO): RNA polymerase II cis-regulatory region sequence-specific DNA binding; DNA-binding transcription activator activity, RNA polymerase II-specific
Source: RefSeq, a predicted model, not a curated record
UUGCGUAAAUGCUGCUGCUGAGUGCUGGUUGACAGUCUCAGGCGACAAGAGGGGAAACAAGGCAGAGUGUUUUUUUUUUUCUUCCUCCGUCCUCUUUACUAAAGGCGUAUCACUGAUGGAUGCCACCACGAAGCAGAAAGCGUUUGAGCGCUCAUAAGGACGCUGCCACUUGUACUUUUCAGAAGAAAGCCUGAUCAUCGGUGGGAUGAAGAAUUGAAGUCUUAAACAGAGCUUGUGCCAAUAUGUCUAAACCAAUGGAUCACGUAAAACGCCCGAUGAAUGCUUUCAUGGUUUGGUCCAGAGCCCAGCGCAGAAAAAUGGCUCAGGAGAAUCCGAAAAUGCACAACUCCGAGAUCAGCAAGAGGCUGGGAGCGGAGUGGAAACUUCUCACCGAGUCUGAGAAGAGGCCAUUCAUCGACGAAGCCAAACGACUGCGAGCGAUGCACAUGAAGGAACACCCAGACUAUAAAUACAGACCGAGGCGGAAGCCCAAGACUCUGAUGAAGAAAGAUAAGUUUUCUUUCCCGGUGCCCUACAAUCUCGGGGAGCACGACGCACUCAAAGUUAACGGGCUUUCCGCUGGAGCACUUUCCGAGUCUGUCAUUGGGAACCCUGAUAAGGCGGCGGCGGCUGCAGCGGCCGCAGCGGCGAGGGUUUUCUUCAACCCGUCCAUGUCCACGAACCCCUAUUCAUUUUUCGACCUGGGAUCCAAGAUGACUGAGCUUUCCCCGCCUUCGUUUCCGUACGCGUCUCCUUUGGGCUACCCGCCGGGAGGCACUACGGCUUUCACCGGGACUGGCAGUGUAGGUGGCGGGACGCACACCCACACUCACUCUCAUCCGUCCCCGGGAAACCCAGGCUACAUGAUCCCGUGUAACUGUACGGCCUGGCCCUCAGCAGGACUCCAGCCGCCCUUAGCAUACAUCCUGCUCCCCGGGAUGGGAAAACCUCAACUUGAACCGUACCCUGCGUAUGCUGCGGCGUUAUGAUAGGCCCACGUUGGACUUCUAUAUGAAAAUGAAAUGUGAAAUCAAAAACAAAACCAAGACACGACAAAAAGAAAAAAGAAAGAAAGAAAAAAAAAAAAAAGAGAAGCUAUUCAUGCAAGAGUUUUAUUAUGCAUGCACAAACUUGUACAUGUGAUGAAGUGCUCGUCGUCUCAGAUAUCACAUGUGUAUGUAUAUUGAUUAAUGCCUUUAUCUAAGGUAAUGCUUAUUUAGAGAACUCUCUAAUCUAUUAUUACGCAGCCAUCACCUCACGCAGCGCAGAGGAGGAAGGACUAAAGGAUGGCACACAUGCACAGAAUGGGCGUCAGUGCAGUUUGCCCUUGUGAAAACUCUUUUUUUUUUCUUUUUUUUUUUUUUGAAAGGUACCCUGAUCGAUUUCUAUCUUCUUUUUUUUUUUGCACCUGCUUGACUAAAACCUGUUGGAAUCAAAGGCAAGCGCAUACAAUGACCAUGCUAAUCAGGAUCACAGCAUUUUCUCACAGAGAAGUUGUUGCAAGGGGUCAUAACACACGGAUCAAGGAGGAUUGUCACAACACUGUAAAUGUGUACAGAUAAAAAAAUGACUUUAGUUAAUUUGCCGUUAUAGGCUUAGUGUUUGAGAUAGGGCCAGGAACCUACGUAUUUCACUAGAAACCCCCCCACCGCUGUAUAUUUUGAGUUUUUAAACCGUUUUAUAGAUGUCUGUAAUAUUUAUUGUUUAGUGGAAUCUAUGGUGACCCAGACAAUUUUAAAAAGGACAAGACUAGUUCUGUGAUAUUUGCACAUGAAACGUAGAGGAUGUAAUUUAUUUUCAAGGUGACACUCAAUUUCAAUGCAUCACAACUUUCGGGUUUGAUUCACCAAACCGGUUUUUUUUCUUGUUUUUUUUCUCUCUCUCCCUAUUUCAGUUUUUUUUUUUAAGUUCAAAUUUGAAUGCAGAUGGAAGUUUAUUCAGUGGGUUUAUCAUUUUCUUGAUCCCUCCCCACUCCUCGUAUCAUGUGCAGCAGAAGAAAAAAAAAGACGUUUUUAACUAACUCUUAUGGAAUUUGUAUGUUUUGUGUUUUCUUUAACCUCCGUUAUGUACUUCAAACUAUUGCUACUGUUCACUUGUUGAGCAAAAGGACUACAAUAAAGCGUAUUCGGAUUAAACGGAAGGGAA